CCCUCUUGGAAAAAGAGGUUUUUUGUUCUGACCAGGAGUGGGGAGAAGGGCUGUAGUCUUUCCUAUUACAAAGACCAUCAUCCCCGAGGUUCCAUUAAAAUCGAUGGAAAUUCCAGUGUAGACGUUGGCAUAAGUAACCAUGAAAAAAUGCGAUCCGUACAGAAGAUGUUUAAGUGCCACCCUGAUGAGGUGAUGUCCAUUAGGACCACCGACAGAGAGUACUUCCUCAUCGGCAGUGACAGGGAGAAGAUUAAAGACUGGGUCUCGUUCAUGUCAUCAUUCUGCCGGGAUAUGAAAGCAGCACGCCCGAAUGCAGAGGAGACACUCUCAUUGGCUGCUAAAUGGCCCUCUUCAGACCUCAGCCCUCUCCUCGGUUAUUCCAGCACAUCGGAGGCCGUCGGCUCCACCACAUCAAUAUAUACUCUUCCAGACAUGUAUUUAAUGGAAAAAAGUCCUCCAGGACUCAGACAAGCUCAUCUACUACAUGAUUUCUUGACAGAGACUACUCAGGAUACGGAAGAAGAGAGUCAUUAUCUUAGUCCUCGAAGUAUUCUUUUAGAGUUGGAUAAUAUUAUUGCUGCCAAUGAAUCUGGUGAACCCACUGAACUUGAUAGUCCAGACCAGGUCUCUGAGAGACCUGAGCAUCAUUACAUGUCAAUGAAAUCCUGUUUGUUCAAAGAGACAACCAAAGAGUCUGCUGUUAGCGAAGAGGAAUCCCAGGCCCUUCCAGAGACCCAGAACAGGGGGCUUCAUCUGCAAGAACAAGGUUCCAGGAGUGACUCUUGCCUUCCACCUGCCGAAACGGAGGCCCAGACCAUGAAUGGCAAAAAGGGGUCGACUUCACUAACUGUUGUGCAAUUGUCCAUAUUAAUCAAUAACAUUCCUGAAGAAAGCCACUUGGAGAGACUGAAUGUGUUCCUUUCUCCUCUCGACAUCACCAAUUAUUUGGGUCUCACAGAAGCUGCAGGACUGAUAUGUGUGGCUGCGUGGAAGGGACCCCCACGCCUGGGAUGCUUAUUUUUUCACGGAGACCACCUUUUGGCCGUGAAUGACCUAAAGCCCCACAGUCUGGAAGAGGCCUCCUUGUUUCUCAGCCGGUCCAUCCAGAAGGAGAAAGUGAAACUCACUAUAGGCCGGAUCCCAAAUUCCGAGAAAUUCCACGCUAAAAACUGUACAUGCUCCUUAAAAUACCAAGAUGAUGUACCUUCUGAAUUGGAAAAGUCUGAACUGGAGAGGGCACCGAAGAGGAGCCCAGCCAUUAGAAAGGGUUAUCAGAAGAGAACUGGAGAGUAACAUGUGGGACCCACCCAAGGGGUGGGGAUAGGACCCGGACUCCGUACUGGACUCUGCCACUUAUCACUGCGUGAGGCGAGGCAAGUCAGCACACCUCUCUGAACCCCCACAUCUGCCUCUGCACAAUGGGACUGACUACGCCCUCGCUGGCAACUGCGUCAGGGGCGUGAAGAGCGCCAAGUGGGAUAAAGACUACGGGACACAGUGAAAAUAGGAGGCCUUAUCUCAGACUGUGUUCCCAACAGCACGGACAGAGAUUGGGUAAUUCCCUAGAAUGUGCUGUGCGCUCUGAGGUCACAGUCCACAUAAUCCCUUCUUUGUUAGGGAACGUGCUAUUGGAAAUACUCAUUCCGGGAAGGCAAGAUUACUGAGAGAGAUGUGAUAUCAUUCAGCCUUCCCAACACUUCCUGCUACCCAUCAUGCUUGUGGUCCAGAACGCUGAGACAAACUGCAACACACACACACACACACACACAGAAAAAAAAAAAUAAAGAAGAAAAAAGAAAAAUAAACAGAAUGCUGAGAUAGAGUGGCCUCUAGAAUUCAAUAAUUAUCUUUUUUAAGGACCCAGUAACUAUGUUAGAAGUUAAAGCAGUUUUAGGUCAUACCCAGCAAAGACCUGCUUGCUCUCUAAAUAAGAGAACUACUUAGCACUUCUAAGUUUGGAAGGUCUUAGCUAAUUGAUGCAUUAACUAAUUGAUCCUGGGCAGCCAAAAGAACCCAAUCUUUUUUCAUACGUAGGAAAACAAAGGCAGAGAGCCAAAGGACUAACCCAGCCUGGGGAUGGUAGAGCAAUAGGGGGCUUCAGAAAAGACAGGGUGGGCAAAAAGUAGGUUU
This is a messenger RNA of Myotis davidii, 2130 nucleotides long. RefSeq names its product pleckstrin homology domain containing S1 (gene PLEKHS1). Bases 148 to 1293 code for a protein of 381 amino acids. Lineage: Eukaryota; Metazoa; Chordata; Mammalia; Chiroptera; Vespertilionidae. The transcript has 10 exons. The record is from RefSeq and is a predicted model, not a curated record.